GCCCACCCCAUUCCUCCGUCUGAAUCAUAACCAUGGACACUAGGAUGCUCAGAAAACGAAUUAGCGCUCUGGACAGGUCGAUUUCCAUCCUUCAAGACCAGCUGCGCGUGCUCGAAGCAGAGAAAGCGGACCUCGCGACCCAGCUCCGUCGAUCCACGUACCCAGUCGAAACCCUGCCUCCCGAGAUCACAGCCCAGAUCUUCGUGCACUACAUCGCUGCGCUGAAAGAGCCCACCAUAUGCCCUGCCUUGCUCGGAGUCUGCCGUACAUGGCGACAGGCCGCAUUGGGCACCCCGGGGCUGUGGACCAACAUCGUCACGCCCUCACAGCACCCGCAGCCGGACGUGCUGCUGCAGCGCUGGGUGGAGCGCACGGGGCCCCGAAUUCCCCUCGAUCUCUGCCUCCGCCUGCUCACGACGCGGCGGACGAUGGAGCUAGGGCUGGCGGUGCUGGGUGCGCACGCGUCGCGCUGGCGGCGCGUGUCACUGCGGAUACACAUGCCGUUGACGCUCAGCCUGACACUGGGCAGCGGAUACGGAUCAUGGGAGGGUCUGGAGGAGCUAGAAGUGUGCACUGGCCCAUACGGCGCGGCGGUGCCUGGCCCUGGGACGGGGCUGUUCCUCGCGCCGCGGCUGCGCCGGGUGCGCGUGGACGGGUACCCCGCGACGGAGCUCGUGCUGCCGUGGACUCAGAUCACGUCCCUGACGCUCCGCAUGCAGUCCCUCGCGGAGUGCCUCAUGGUCAUCUCGCAGACGCGCCAGCUGGAGGCGCUGCACGUGUCGCUGGCAGACCGGGACACCCACCACCGCCCGAUCUCGCUGGUGCUGCCUGCGCUGCGGCGGUUUAAGGUCAGGUGGGAUGGGGAGCCGUCGAUCCUCGAGUACAUGACCCUGCCACAGCUCACGGACCUUGACAUCGGAGUCCAUGUCGACGAGGUGAUCCCGCUUGUGACCCGUUCAGGGUGUACAAUCACCCACCUCCGCCUGUGGAACGUGGAAAUGGACGACGACUCCAUUUACGAGUGCCUCGGAGCUUUGCCGGGGGUAACGCACCUCGUGGUGGGGUGGACGGACAUGAAAUACUUCUCGAAAUUCUUGCGGAUCCUCGCUGCCGCUUCCUACCACACGGAAGACCCUCCAGUGAUACUGCUCCCCAUGCUGCAGUCCUUGGUAUUGGAGAAUUGCGAACCUGCCCUAGACCUUCAAAGCGUCCUGCUCUUACUCGACAUGCGCUGCAGACAGCGGGAGGGCUACGCGUUCCCCACGGCCCUGCUGCGAACCUUCCGUGCGACCUUUCGGGCAGAAGUAUACGACGCAGACAAUGACGAAGACGAGGAUGAGCAUAUCAAGGACUCGAUACUCGCCUUCAAAAAGCUGAUUCGCGAGGGGCUCUCGCUUCAACUCAAUAUGCCUCGGUACUGGCGAUCUAACGAGUUGAACUGGCAUAAGAUUGAGGAAUUGACACGGCUGGACUAAUACAUUACUCGACACCCCCUACAGUACGGGUAAUAGUAGCUUUUGUUUUGGGGUUCGAAAAAAUGGCUUGAACAGCUAUGUCAACCGUGACAUGGCUCGAACGAACGGGUAGUCAAAACAAUCGGCGUGAAAUUAGGGACAUUGCAGCCAAUGAUACGGUACGGUUCACAGGUUCGUUGAAAGAAGCAACAAGCAACAGUGCCAACAGCGAUGGUCCCAGACGAAGAGCGUCUGAGUACGGCAUGAUCAGGACCACGCCGGCAGGGAUACUGUAUCGAAACACAACCUCCGGCAUCCACACUCAUCCCUGGUGAUCCACCCGCUUCCCCUCGGAGUACAGCAACACAAGCAGGAAAAAGAGCCGGUCGUCUUCGUUCCUAACGAGCGGGCUCAGGCGCAGGACAGGCAGCGUCGUCUGCCCGAAGAUGGGGGACACGCAUGACUUCAGUUCCGCGAGGAUCUCGUUCUGCCCAUUGACGAUCUUUUUCACCGGUGCACGUGAGCGCGGUGGGCCAGAUGAAUGAAUCGAUACGGGAGACAAGCACGCACCGACCACGUAUCAGCCGAAUUCGAGUACCGCACGGUGUACUCCUCGCCCU
Molecule: messenger RNA, 2074 nt
Organism: Mycena citricolor
Lineage: Eukaryota; Fungi; Basidiomycota; Agaricomycetes; Agaricales; Mycenaceae
Source: the annotation of a GenBank genome assembly